CGCUUGGAAAUCACUUUUCGCCAAAGAAAAUAAAGACUCCAUUUCAUCAAGAGUUACUGAAUACUUUCAACAUCUGACCUAUAAAAUACAAGAUGGAACGCUUGAUCAGCGGUUUCUUCUGCCUUGCCUUUCUGAUCCCAGGUAGCACUGCAGGUUUUGUCAACGACUGGGACCAGCCGUUUACUUUCAAUUGUCAAACCGGACAUGUCAUCUCUUAUGUCUCUAGUAUCCAUAACAACCGCGCAGAGGACAGACGCUGGGAGUUUCGUUGCAAGAACGUUGUCAAGACACAUUCAUGUUCUCACAGCGGUAAGUGCUACGUCUUUUUUUUCCAGUCAUUUGGAGCAGAACUCGGUGCUCCGGAGGAGUAUUUCUUUGCCCGUAGCUGAAACUUGAAAAAUUUCAUUCUUCUCUUAAACAUUUUUAUAAAAUAUUUUUUUAAACAGAGGAAAUGUGUACUUAUUAAUUUUUUUUAAAUAAUUUAUUUAUACUAAUGUGACACACAUUUCCAGCUGUAUCACUUCAUCAUCAAUACUCGUUACUUUCUGUAUCACUUCAUCAUCAAUACCCGUUACUUUCUGUAUCACUUCAUCAUCAAUACCCGUUACUUUCUGUACCACUUCAUCAUUAUUACCCGUUACUUUCUGUAUCACUUCAUCAUCAAUACCCGUUACUUUCUGUAUCACUUCAUCAUCAAUACCCGUUACUUUCUGUAUCACUUCAUCAUCAAUACCCGUUACUUUCUGUAUCACUUCAUCAUCAAUACCCGUUACUUUCUGUAUCACUUCAUCAUCAAUACCCGUUAGUUUGCUCCCACAUUUCUAUAUGGUAUAUUGCUCCCACAUUUCUGCCGAGAGAUCCAUUUCACAUAAUAAAUGUGCCACAUCUUCUUUUCACUCCUGGGAACACAAGGCGGCUGGAACUAUGUUUCCUUGAACAGCGCACGUAAGGUUUGUCAUUUCAAAGACCUGAAAAUGUCACAAUUAUUACGUAAUUUUCCUAUCUUUUAAAAAUAUUUUCGAAAACCAUAACUUCGAACACUGUAUUUCGCCAUAUAUAUAGCCGUAACAAGUUGUUUUUAAAAUCUUUCGAAAAAAAAAGUUGUCAAUACUUUUUCGUAUAGAUUAAGACCCACUGUGCUGCCUCGCAUUAAUGGAGAAGUGCAAAACAGCUGUUGAGAGAUUGGCCAAACGGAAUACCAGGAUGUUUUAAUAAUCAAUAUCUUAAUUAGAUUGGGCAGACUGUACACUUGGAUGUUCUAUGACUAGAUUUCAGCCAUACAUUACAAAUCUUAUACGUGCUCAAUAUGCGAUAGUUUCAGUACUGCUAAGCUGAAUUGGGACAAAAUGUAUUUUAGAAUGCAAUAUAACUUAAUAUGAUAAUAACUUAACUUUUAUUGUGGCUGGUUGGCCAAAUCUGCGGACUGUUGAUUGACAACUUCUCGUCAACCUAUCGAACUGACACUUGGCACGUAGCAUAAACUCGUUGUUCUGUCAAAAUGUCAGCCCUCCCCGACUCCAAACCGAAAAAUAAAUUUUUCCUUAUUUUCAAGAGGAAGAUAAAGGAUUUAUGAUUUUACUCAAAUAAAUCCCCGAUCCCCGGGCUAAAUGAGUUUUCUUUUAUAAAAAAUAUCGCAAUAGUGUUUAAAGCGAAAUAUUUUCUUUUGUUUCUCUGAAAUAAUUGGUAAAAUAAAACUGAUGCGUGAAAGUGAUUUAGUCUUUAGAAUAUUAAUAUACUUCAGUGGCGGGAAAUAAAUGUGCUUUUGCUUGCGUUUGGGGGUGGGGGUACUAAUUGGAAUUCUUAUCAAUCACACGUGUCAAGCUCAAGGCCCGCGGGCCACAUUCAGCCAACCCUAAAAUUACAUCAAGCCCACUAGGUCUUGACUGGCGAACAGUUUUAUGCAAGUCAAUGCUAUAGUGUUUCCCAAUGCACACUUUGCUGAAAACCUCAGCUUACUUCGCGCCGAGUUCGCACGGCGCUUUAGAGAUUGAGAAGCACAGAAAUGUCAUUUUGAGCUGUUUCGUAACCCAUUAGUCAUAGACGUGGAAACUACACCUGUAAAUUUGCAGACGGAGCUAACUGAGCUGCAGUGUAAUGGGACACUAAAGGCAAAGUACGACACAGUUGGGCCUGCACAGUUCACUCGUUUCAUUCCUGAAGAGAUGCCCCAGCUUCCUCUACAAGCGUCUCAAACCUUGAGCAUUGUUGGGUAGCAGAUAUAUGUGUGAGCAACUGUUUUCUUUGAUGAAAAUUAUCAAAACAUCACUCAGGAGCCAUCUCACUGUUGAACACUUGCAGUCCAUCAUGAGAAUCUCAAUGACGAAGAACGUUACUCACAACAUAAAUGAACACUUGUUUUUGUAGCCAAGAAAAUGUGGCACACAUCCAGCUCUGACACACUGGCAUAAGAAGUAAAAUGGGUGUGCCAAAAGUUUUAAAUAUUAAAACUUUUUUUCUGUUUUCAUGUAUACAAAUGUUUGUUUUUUAAAUAUUAAUAUUUUUCUGAUUGAAUCUUAAUCCUGUUCAAACAGCAAUCUUAAAGUGAUUUGAGUUUUGCGUCCCCCCCCCCCGAACACUUGAGUAUGACACCCCUGUUAUUAAUUGUUAAUUGUUAAUGUUUUGUCAAAUUUUCACAUUCCACCCCCUUCCCAAAUAACUUUUUAUUAGGGAUCUGUCCGACAAACUUGUUAUUUUAGGGGCUGUUUACUAUAUUAUUUAAAAAAUACAUUGACGUUUUCUUUACACCAAAGGCGUCCAGCCAUAUACAUACUACGAUUGUGUUGUUGUGUGUCGUCAUAUCAGAAACGGACUGAGAUCAAAUAUGUAACGCGUGUCAUCCUUGAAAAAGGGUCAUGCUAUACCACUAUGAACCAGGGUACUUAAGAAAGGGCCUUAAUUUUCCAUUUGGAACCGAAGAUCUUGAAAAAAGACCUUGUUAUACUACUAGGAACCGAAAUACUGGAGAAAGAGCCAUGCCAGACCACUAGGCGCCACGCAUAAAAUAAUAAAGACAUUGUUAGUAAAAUAAAAACAAAUUGUAAAAAGAAAGUCCUCGCUAAUGUUAUUUUUUGUGUGUGUCUAUUCCCUCAGGAUACGUCAACGAGUUCGACCAACCUGUCGUCUUCAAAUGUCCGGGCGAUCAGGUGAUGACCGGCGUAGACAGUUACCACAGCAACAAAGCUGAGGAUCGCAGGUUCGGCUUCCAGUGCUGCAACGUCCAGGAGCGUCAACCACGCGACUGCUACAUCACCGGCGACGUUAACCGCUGGGAUGGCAAGAUGACCUUGGUUGUUCCGUGGGGCAAGGCCAUCAAGGGCGCCUACAGUCACCACAACAAUCACUAUGAAGACAGGCUCUGGCGAUUCGAGAUCUGUACACUCUAGAUGAAGUCAAGAGGAUCCCAC
Molecule: messenger RNA, 3404 nt
Organism: Lymnaea stagnalis (great pond snail)
Lineage: Eukaryota; Metazoa; Mollusca; Gastropoda; Lymnaeidae
Source: the annotation of a GenBank genome assembly